GGUUUGGGAGGGGCAGACGAGGAGAUUUUGUUUCAUUCUUUCAGUAGUUUUGUUCCUGUUGUUAGAAGAACUGAAUGUCUGUGCUGAGAAUUGAAAAAAUGUAUCAAAUAUACAUUGGAUUUUGUGUGAGUUUGUCUCUCUUCUGUGGAGUCUCUGCAGAGAUCUAUAAAGAAGGAGCGAAGGUUCGAGUUAAUUGUGACCUUAAACAGUCCGGCGCCUUGACAUUCUGGUUUCGAAUAAAGAGUACAGGUGCAGACUUUUUAUUCACUGUUAAACAAACGGACAUAAAGGAAAAUUCCUUAAAUGAGACAAAAUACAGUAUCGCCGUAGACAAGAAAAGUGGUAAGGCACAUUUUGACAUUAAAUCGUUCGAGAAAAAGGCAGACGAUGGUAUUUACACCUGCGCAACCAUGAACAACAAUAAACUCUUCUUCGGAGGGCUGACUGAAAUUAAAGGAGAACCAGAUCCAACAACCCAACCUCCAAAAGCACUAAUCCCGAUCUUAGUGACUACAACAAAAUCUACAACUACAUCACAUUUGUGCAAAAAAACAGAGAAGUCUCGUUUCAACUGUGAGAUUUGGAUAUUGUCAUCUCUGGCCUCUGGAUGUGCUCUCCUCCUCAUUCUGCUGAUCGGCACAAUUUUCUACUGCAACCGUUUAAGGACAAGACGGUGUCCCCACCAUUACAAAAGACAACCUCAACCCAGACCCGCUGGCCACGCUAAACUGCCCAACAGCCACUUCUAGCGCCAGGAAAGAAGCAGGAAAGUUUUCGUCGGUUCUGUUUUCUUCUCAUUAAGUACAUUUAAAAGCGGUUUCCUCCUUUAUCAUUAUUCAGUCUGUAGAACAUUAAAUCUUAAUCUUUCAAAAUGAAAAUGUUCGAAUCGCUCAGGAUUUCUGUUUCAUUCGCUGAAUUUAGGUGAUUUUUAUAGUUAUGUCUUUGUAUCUGUUACUGUCACUGACAAUAAUCACAUCUUUCCUUUAUGUGGUUUUUGAUAGUCUUAAUCUGUUCCUAGUGAAAUGUUUUAUGUUUUGCUUCAAUGUAGGCGUAUAAUUUGGGGCUUAUUAUGGCUUAAAUUGUUGCAUUUGUAGCAAGUGUGGCUUUAAAGUACAAAGUUGUAUAAUUGUAACCUGUUUGAAAGAGAUUUCUGCCAUCUGCUGGCUGUAAGUGAUAUGAACCUCAGAUGCAGUC
This is a messenger RNA of Rhinichthys klamathensis goyatoka, 1194 nucleotides long. RefSeq names its product CD8a molecule (gene cd8a). The record is from RefSeq and is a predicted model, not a curated record. The transcript is spliced from 6 exons. Lineage: Eukaryota; Metazoa; Chordata; Actinopteri; Cypriniformes; Leuciscidae. The coding region runs from base 75 to 749 and encodes 224 amino acids.